AUGGAUACUACCUUCAUCACCAUCCAUGAUUUGUCCGACGACGCCAAUAUUCUCUAUUCUUCCGACUCGAUUGUCGACAUUCUAGGCCACACCCCGGACGAGGUCGUCAACCGUUCCGUCUGGCAGUUCUUCCAUCCCGAUGAAUUGCCAUUGGCCAAGGUCCAGCACAGGCGAGGUGUCCAGCUCGACAAGGCUGCCGUCUUGUCCUACUGCCGUCUGAGAAAUCGCCAGGGCGAGUGGGUCGGCUGUGAAUGCUGUUUCUCCGUCGUCUACGAUGUGCUCGUCUGCUGCAUCAGCAUCUACCGUAAUGGCAUGCAGAGCCAAAAGCGAGCCGUUGAGGCCCCUAUAGUACGGAAAUUGUUCGCCUCAUCCCCCAAGGACCCUCGGUACCAUAUGCUGUCACAUCUCUCCAGCAAGUUUGAUAUUGGCCCAGAAGAGCAAACCCAUGAGCCGCGUGCGGCCCUUUUCCUGAAUAGAUUCACCCGAACCCUGACCUGCAUGUAUGCCACCAGUGGCAUUGAGCAGAUCAUCGGCAUCUCGGGCGAAGCCAUGAAGGGACGUAGCUUCUACUACUGCAUUGCUCCCAACUGUCUCGAGGAUGCUGUUCGCUGCCUCGAAUCCGCCAAGGGCAACGACUCUAUUGCUUAUAUGCGCUUCUUCUUUCGUGAUCCCAGGCAGGAUGAUCCCCCCGAGGCCGUGUCGUCGGAGAGCGAAGAAGAUCUCAUGAAGCUAAUUAAAUCGUAA
Molecule: messenger RNA, 744 nt
Organism: Plenodomus lingam JN3
Lineage: Eukaryota; Fungi; Ascomycota; Dothideomycetes; Pleosporales; Leptosphaeriaceae
Source: RefSeq, a predicted model, not a curated record